Messenger RNA from Sciurus carolinensis (gray squirrel), 7361 nucleotides. It is a transcript of the gene Prdm15, whose product is annotated as PR/SET domain 15. The record is from RefSeq and is a predicted model, not a curated record. Gene Ontology annotation, molecular function: RNA polymerase II cis-regulatory region sequence-specific DNA binding; DNA-binding transcription factor activity; histone deacetylase binding. Gene Ontology annotation, biological process: regulation of transcription by RNA polymerase II; cell fate commitment. Gene Ontology annotation, cellular component: cytoplasm; nucleus. The transcript has 26 exons. The coding region runs from base 1151 to 4765 and encodes 1204 amino acids. Lineage: Eukaryota; Metazoa; Chordata; Mammalia; Rodentia; Sciuridae.
AAACCAAGGCCUAGGGAGGGCAAUAGGCAACUCAGGUGUUUCCCUUCUAGCACGUGGCUGUGGCAGGUGUGCCCUGGGCUCUGGCUGCCAGCCCCUUACAGCAGGACCACCGGAGCCUGAGCUGUGGACCACGGCUCCUCAGCUUUGCCAGUCAGGGUGCCCGGGAAACGUCCUCUGCACAGGACCCCGCAUGGUAGGCAAGUGCUGUGCCACGGAGCCGCUCCCCAGCCGCAGCGGAGCCUCUUCUGCAGAGAUGAACUCGCACUGGUAGUGACCGUUACUAAGACACAGGGGAAGAGGACCCAGAGCUGGGCGACCAGGUCUGGAGGUGCUCCUGAGCGCCAACUGGAUUCCAAGCCCUUCCCUGUAUUUCUCUGACGAGCUUUAUGGUUCUACGUCUCGUCGGUGAUCUGCUUUGACGCCUGUGGCGUCCAGUUGUCUAGCUCCGUCGCUCUGGCUCCUUCCUCCAUUCCGCCACUCGAGCUGCAUCAGACUCGGCGGGGUGCGUGCCUGUGGGUGUCCUUCUGGGUUCACGUGACUGCCUGUCAGUGGGAGCCAGGUCCACGGCCCCUUCGCUUCAGCUUCACUUUCAGAGUUGUUUUGAACCUGUCACCGCAGUGACCUGCUGUGUAGGUUCUGGUGUCACUUGUCACACAGAUCAUUUGCCUGAGGUCCACUCUCUUCCUGUCACCGCCAGCUUAGUUGCAGGAGGCGCUGAGCCUGCUUGACACCCUUGAGGCACUCAGUGUUCUGACCUGUCCCGGGUCCCUCUGUCUCCAUGUCGUGUGGCAGUAGUCACACCAGCUUCCUCUCCGCAGAGGGCAAGGCCCAGUUCAGACCCGGGCUGCUGCGUGGGAACCACCUGGGGGCUGUGGAAGCCCCAUGUGGCCCCACAAGUCUGAUCGGCAGGUUGGGCGGGGCCAGGAUUUAUAUUUCCACGAGAUUCCAGGCAACGCUGUUACUGCCGGCUCCUGGUCCAGGGUCCACACUGAGAACCACGGGGGAGGCAGGACUGGUGGUCAAAUGGCAGACUCUCGCGUUGUGGUCCUUCUCUCCUCGUGUCUGCACCGAAUGUUCUGCAUCUCACUGCGGGAGUCCUUAGGGGCCCUGGAAGCCGGAACUGGACGCCCUCUUCUCCAAGGGUGUGGAGAUGGCCGAAGAUGGCAGUGAAGAGAUCAUGUUCAUCUGGUGUGAAGACUGCAGCCAGUACCAUGACUCCGAGUGUCCCGAGCUGGGCCCCGUGGUCAUGGUCAAGGACUCCUUCGUGCUAAGCAGGGCAAGGUCCUCCCUCCCCUCUAACCUGGAGAUCCGACGUCUAGAAGACGGGGCGGAAGGCGUGUUUGCUGUCACGCAGUUGGUCAAGCGGACGCAGUUUGGCCCCUUUGAGUCCAGGAGGGUUGCCAAGUGGGAGAAGGAAUCUGCAUUUCCACUGAAGGUGUUCCAGAAGGACGGGCACCCUGUGUGCUUUGACACCUCCAACGAGGAGGACUGCAACUGGAUGAUGCUGGUGCGGCCGGCGGCGGAGGCCGGGCAGCAGAACCUGACGGCCUUCCAGCAGGGCAGCGACGUGUACUUCACCACCUCGCGCGACAUCCCCCCCGGCACCGAGCUGCGCGUGUGGUACGCCGCCUUCUACGCCAAGAAGAUGGACAAGCCCAUGCUGAAGCAGGCCUGCUCCAGCGUCCACGCUGCAGGCACCCCCGAGCACAGUGGCCCCGCGGAGUCGGAGCGCAGCCCGUGGGCUUGCAAGGUGUGCUCCAGCGCCUUCCUGGAGCUGCAGCUUCUCAACGAGCAUCUCCUGGGCCACUUGGAACAAGCAAAAAGCCUUCCUGCGGGCAGCCAGCAUGAGGCAGCCCCCGAGAAGGAGCCCGAGCCGCCCCGGGGACAGCCACCUGGGGUGCCGGAGAGUGCCAGCGUCCAGAGUAGGGCCACCAAAGAGCAGAAGAAAAAGCCUCGAAGGGGGAGGAAACCCAAAGCAUCGAAGCCAGAGCAGCCCCUGGUCAUCGUCGAGGACAAAGAGCCGGCAGAGCAAGUGGCCGAGAUCAUCACUGAGGUCCCGCCGGACGAGCCUGUGAGUGCGACCCCAGACGAGCGGAUGGUGGAGCUGGUCUUGGGGAAGCUGGCCAGCCCCACGCACGACGUCAGCGCAGUGCCACGGUUUACACAUCAUCCGAGCAGCUCCAUCAGCCUCAAGAGGGGCCUGGUGCUGUCCGGCAGGCACGGCGUCCGGCGCAAGCUGGUGCGGCAGCUGGGGGAGCACAAGCGGGUGCACCAGUGUGGCAUCUGCAGCAAGGUCUUCCAGAACAGCAGCAACCUCAGCAGGCACGUGCGCUCCCACGGUGACAAGCUGUUCAAGUGUGAGGAGUGUGCGAAACUCUUCAGCCGCAAAGAGAGUCUGAAGCAGCAUGUUUCCUACAAGCACAGCAGGAACGAGGUGGAUGGCGAGUACCGGUACCGCUGCGGCACCUGCGGGAAGACCUUCCGCAUGGAGAGCGCGCUGGAGUUUCACAACUGCCGGACAGGACUCAUAGCAAACCCGGGAGAGGGGGGGACCGGUGGCAAUCGGCUUAGAGACCUACCAGACGACAAGACGUUCCAGUGUGAGAUGUGUUUCAGAUUCUUCUCCACCAACAGCAACCUCUCCAAGCACAAGAAGAAGCACGGCGACAAGAAGUUCGCCUGCGAGGUCUGCAACAAGAUGUUCUACCGCAAGGACGUCAUGCUGGACCACCAGAGGCGGCACCUGGAAGGAGUGCGGCGGGUGAAGAGAGAGGACUUGGAGGCUGGCGGGGAGAGCCUGGUCCGCUACAAGAAGGAACCUUCUGGAUGCCCAGUGUGUGGCAAGGUGUUCUCCUGCCGCAGCAACAUGAACAAGCACCUGCUGACCCACGGCGACAAGAAGUACACCUGCGAGAUCUGCGGGCGCAAGUUCUUCCGCGUGGACGUGCUCAGGGACCACAUCCACGUCCACUUCAAGCUUGGCACGCAUGUCCGAGGUGGGAACUGUGGCUUCCCCAGGACAUCGCGCUCAUGGACGACCACCAGCGGGAAGAGUUCAUCGGCAAGAUCGGGAUCUCCUCGGAGGAAAACGACGACAAUUCCGACGAGAGUGCCGACUCGGAGCCCCACAAGUACAGCUGCAAGAGGUGCCAGGGGGCCCCUGAAGGCGAGGGCGGCUCACUUCCGGGUGCCCAGCCCCAGGGUCUGUCAGCUGGGUGUCAGCGGCCGGCCCCACCCACAGCUCACCUUCGGCCGCGGGAAGGAGUACCUGAAGCACAUCAUGGAGGUGCACAAGGAGAAGGGCUACGGCUGCAGCACCUGCCACCGGCGCUUCGCCCUCAAGGCCACUUACCACGCCCACAUGGUCAUCCACCGUGAGAACCUGCCCGACCCCAACGUGCAGAAGUACAUUCACCCCUGUGAGAUCUGCGGGCGGAUCUUCAACAGCAUCGGGAACUUGGAGCGCCACAAGCUCAUCCACACAGGCGUGAAAAGCCACGCCUGCGAGCAGUGCGGGAAGUCCUUCGCCAGGAAGGACAUGCUCAAGGAACACAUGCGGGUGCACGACAACAUCCGGGAGUACCUGUGCGCGGAGUGUGGGAAAGGCAUGAAGACCAAGCACGCCCUGCGCCACCACAUGAAGCUGCACAAGGGCAUCAAGGAGUACGAGUGCAAGGAGUGCCACCGCAAGUUCGCGCAGAAGGUCAACAUGCUGAAGCACUACAAGCGGCACACGGGGAUCAAGGACUUCAUGUGCGAGCUGUGUGGGAAGACCUUCAGCGAGAGGAACACGAUGGAGACCCACAAGCUCAUCCACACAGUGGGCAAGCAGUGGACGUGCUCCGUGUGUGACAAGAAGUACGUCACCGAGUACAUGCUGCAGAAGCACGUGCAGCUCACCCACGACAAGGUGGAGGCGCAGAGCUGCCAGCUGUGUGGGACCAAGGUGUCCACCCGGGCCUCCAUGAGCAGGCACAUGCGGCGCAAGCACCCCGAGGUGCUCGCAGUGAGGAUCGACGAUCUGGACCACCUGCCUGAGACCACCACCAUCGACGCCUCCUCCAUCGGCAUCGUGCAGCCUGAGCUGAACCUGGAGCAGGAAGAACUGGCCGAAGGGAAGCCCGGGAAAGCUGCCAAGCGCAGCCACAGGAGGAAGCAGAAGCCAGAGGAGGAGGCAGGCGCACCGGCGCCCGAGGAUGCCGCCUUCAGCGAGUACUCGGAAAAGGAGGCCGAGUUCACAGGCAGCGUGGGCGACGAGACCAACUCCGCAGUGCAGAGCAUUCAGCAGGUGGUGGUGACCCUGGGGGACCCCAAUGUGACUGCCCCAUCAAGCUCCGUCGGCCUCACCAACAUCACCGUGACCCCCAUCACCACUGCAGCUGGGACUCAGUUUACCAAUCUGCAGCCAGUGGCUGUGGGGCACCUCACCACCCCCGAACGCCAGUUGCAGCUAGACAACUCCAUCCUAACUGUGACCUUUGACACCGUCAGUGGCUCCGCCAUGUUGCACAACCGCCAGCACGAGGUCCAGGUCCACCCACCACCGGAGGCCUCCAGCCCUCAGUCUGUGGCCCACUUCAUCAACCUGACCACCCUGGUCAACUCCAUCACACCCCUGGGGAGCCAGCUCAGUGAGCAGCACCCGCUCACGUGGCGGGCAGUGCCCCAGACAGAUGUGCUGCAGCCGCCUCAGCCGCCGGCACCCCCACAGCAGCCAGCGCAGUCCCAGGUACAGGCUGAGCAGCAGCAGAUGUACAGCUACUGAGCACACCGCCGCAGCUGGGACCGAGCCAGGGGACUGGGCGUUGAGACGUGUGCCGGGCACCAAACCGAGCGAGGACGCGCACCGUGCAUGGCGAGCGAGGUCAGCGUGGCUUUGCAGAGCUGGCUGCGGGCUCCCACAGCCGUGGAGCCUGUCAGCUGGGCUCCAGAAGUGACCCGGCAGGCAGAGUUGGAAACGGUCCCUGCCAGAGAUGCCUUACCAAGGUCCUGCGGCCUGGCCUCAGAAGCACGAGUGGCAGGCUGGAGGAGGGGCGUGCAGGGAGAAGCAGGUUCCCAAGGGCGAGUGUCGCGAGGAGCACAGGCCGUUCCUUUGUGUCCUGUGGAGCUCCGCUGUUACCUUAAAACACGGGGCAGUCACAGGGCGACGAAGAGAACUCAGUUGUCUCCUCGCUCCUGGAGGACUUUUUGGCAAGUGAGCAGAUAGAAGUUAAAGUAACUUAUUCUCUUCAAAAUGUGGCCUGAGCCCAGUUUACCACGGCUAUGGACUGAGGCCACGUGUGGAUGGGCCAGGUGGCACGUGGCCCUGGCCUGAGUUCGUCAUAGGCAAGGGGUCACGUGAGGCCACCCACCCAGGUGCAGAAGACAUCUUGGGAAUGUCCAUCACCUGAUUUUCAUAUGGUUUUUCGUUUUCUUUUUAAUUUUAUUUCGAACGUACGUUCUGUAUUCAAGACCCUGUUGUGGCCAAUGUUGUUUUUUAACUUUAUUUUAAUGUGAUAAAGUCGUUUGCACUGUAGGACUGUCCACGUCCAGUUCUGCACAGCUGCCACGUGCCAAGGCACCGCAGCCCGUGCUGAGGCGAGGCUCGCGUCUGCCAGAGGCUGCCUCGGAGUUGUCUCAGGGUCUCUGCCAUCCAGACGUGCUCGCUGUGGCCGGAGCCCAGCAGAGCCCUGGACAGGACAGGGAAGAAAUCCAUGUUUCCUUCUGGUGAACCUUGAUUCCAAAGGUCGAUGCGUUCAAAGACCAAUUCCCUAUAAAACGUUGAGUGGCCCGGGCUCUUCGCGGGCAAGGCUGUGUGUCCCAGAAGCAGAGGACACCUGCCUGCAGCUGGGAGUGAGGGCAGGUGAGGCUCCUCCAGCAGCAGCAGAGGAGGCUGGCUGCCUUCCGCGGCGCAGCCAGCAGUGCCGCGGGAGGAGCCGCUCCCUCGCCCGCUGUCUUCAGCGCUGUCCGGAGAGGGUGGACUUGCCUUGCGUUACCUGGGAGCCCCCUGAGGGGACGCGGGUGACUCAGCAGUGGGUCGUGAGGCCGCACGAGCCAGGCGCUGGCAGGGGGCGCAGGGUCUGCCAGGCAGCACGGCGCUUCCUUGGCACCUCCCUUCAUUCCAGAAGCAAGCCUUUGAGGACGUGGCUGGAGCUGGUGGUGCAGUGCGUGCCCGCGGGGACUGGGACCCGGCCUCCACCCUGCCGGGCUCACGAGGUCUCGCCUCAGCAGAACCCGUAGCGAGAGCGUUUGGAUUCUUAACUUAUGAUGAUUGUUUUUUGUUAUUUAUACGUAUGUAUAAAGAACUGCUUUACUUUAGGAGGAUUCCCCAGUGAGCUUGGGCGAGGGGCGAUUUAUUUUCUGGAAUACUCUCUCCACCCUCCAGUGCAACAGCCCAGCCACCCGUGCACUCGGAAGAGAGCCAGGUUCCUGAGCUUUUUUUCUAAACAUCAAUGCCAGUCUCUGCAUUUGCAGAGUCUCCAGGAGGGAACAGCCCGCCAAAGGCGCCCGUGGGGGCGAGGCUGGCGAUUGCCUGUGGGCAUCUGCCCCACAUCCUGUCCCUGUGGAAGAAAGGCUUCUUCUCAAUGCUGAUUUUUUCUUAAAGGAGCUGUGUCAGAUGUUUUUGAAGAACCUGGUUUAGGCCACGUGGCCCACGUGCUGCUACCAUUUGCUUAAACGCAGAGGUAGCGCGCUUCCUGGGUGGCCAGUGGGCGCUCACACAAAGCCAGACUCUCCCAGUCUUCGGUGGACGCCUGAUCUCGGGAGGGUCACGUCUGAGGAGACGUGUUGUCCUCCAGCCAUGGCUGUGAAUCUCCUAAGAAACUGGAAGCAAACAAAAGGCCAGGGUCCUCGAGGGCCCCGGCUCUGCCUGUGCACCACUGUCAUCCACAGAGCGCUUGCUUCUUUAAGUGCCCCGAGGUGCACGGUGUGUCUGAAGGAAGAGGCCACUUGGCCAGUGGCACUGUGGCGCCUCGGUGACGGUGACUUGAUAAACCCUGAGGACUUCCUCUGACCUGUGAGCUGGUGGAGCGGUGUGCCUCGGCAGGCGGGGCACGGGGACGCGCCUGCCAGAGUCCUGUGCUCUGCGCGGACGGCCCGGCCCUGGUGGCUCUGGCGUUCGAUGUGUUCUCUCAGGAAAUGCUGUGCCAGGGCCCCAGCCUGUGUCCUCAGGACCACCCUGGCGGGUGGGCGGUGGAGGGCAGCUUCCAGUGCCUUGCCUGGUUUUUCCUCUCGGUGUCCAAAGGCAGACGGUUCGUGGCUUCCGCUGGAGGCAGCAUCUGUGACUUUCUCAUUGGCUUCAAAAGGCAUUGACUGUCCUGAGAUGCCGAGUCUUUCAUGUCCCAUCGUUUGUAUAAUGGUAAAUAAAGGUGCUGUGACCUGUG